Messenger RNA from Parasteatoda tepidariorum (common house spider), 2214 nucleotides. RefSeq names its product immunoglobulin binding protein Tap42 (gene Tap42). Gene Ontology annotation, molecular function: protein phosphatase 2A binding. NCBI's taxonomy places the organism in Eukaryota, Metazoa, Arthropoda, Arachnida, Araneae, Theridiidae. Gene Ontology annotation, biological process: regulation of signal transduction; regulation of dephosphorylation. Gene Ontology annotation, cellular component: cytosol. The record is from RefSeq and is a predicted model, not a curated record.
AGCAGCUCAGUAAGAUUUAUUUUCAACUACAAGCAAACUCCUAGUAUUUUUAAAACAUUUGAAACAAAUUUCUUUUAAUUUUAAUCUUUUUCUUCCAGCUUAAUAACGCAGCAUGACUGAAUCAGAACUUAUAAUCUCCAAAAAUAAUUUGAUGAGAUAUUUCUCAAAAGCAGCAGAUGAAAAUAAUAGUUUUGAAUUAAAGGAAAUUUUUGAUGACUGCCUAAAACUUCUAAAACUAAUUGAGAAUACAAGUUUAUCUUCUAAUGAUAAAUCCUUACAGGAAGCCAUUUCUAGUUGUGUUAAAUCUUUAGAAAAAUGUACCAAAAUAGUAAAUCAUCUUGAUCUCUUUUCUUCCAAUGAAACCAUAGAAGAAGUUCAGACUUCAAGUUUAAAAUAUCUUAUCCUUCCUGCUUGUCUUGGAAGUUUGACUCUUAGUCUUGCAACCAAAGAAUUUGCAGAAAGAGUGGAAAAUCUCAGAAUAGCAGAAGUUUAUUUUAAAGACUUUCUACUCAGAUGUAAAAAUUAUGAGUUAAAUGUGUCAUCUUUAAAACAAUUUAAUGAUGAAUUGGAGAAUUCUGAAGCACCAAUUCAAGUAGAUCCAUCCACCAUCCGACAAAAUAAAAUACAACAAUAUAAGUUGAAAAAGGAAUUGGAAGAAAAGGAGAAGAAUCUUAGUAAAUAUCUUGAAAGAGAAGACUGUGAGGAAUACAUUAGAGAAUACUAUUUUGUGCUUUUGGAAAGAUGGAUAAUGAUAGCGUUAGAAGAAUUAGAAAAUAUUAAAAAGGAAAAAGAUGUUUUGAAAUCUAUGCCAGGCAGGGGAAACUCCACUGAUUUUAAUAAAAGGCCACCGCAAGAUAUUAGGCCGCUAAAACCGUUAAUCAUAACCAAAAAUGAAAUUCAAAAGAAAGUGUUUGGACUUGGUUAUCCGGCCAUACCUGUGAUGACUAUUGAUGAUUUUUAUUAUCAGAGAUUUCACAAUCAAAUUAAAAACCGUCCGACAGGGAUGUCACUGCAAGAAAAAGCUUUAAGAGGAGAAGAAUUGGAUAAAGAUUCUGAAGAAAUAGAAAAAGAAAAGCAACUGGACAAAGACGAUCCAAUCGCAUUAAUGAAAGCAAGACAAUGGGAUGAUUGGAAGGAUGAUAAUCCACGGGGAAGUGGGAAUCGACAUAAUAAAGGCUAAGAAAAAAGUGUUCCACAAAUUGAGAAUAUAAGAAGAUUGUUCCACAAAUUUGCACUUCUUCGCUUAUGUUUUCAGUGUAAAUAACAUUUUCAAAAAAAAAAUAAUAAUAAUUCAAUUCAAAAAAUUUGGUUUUUUUCUUAUACACUCAUGUAAAUAUUCACUUUUUUGUCAAUUAUUUUAUUUUGAGUUUAUAUUUGUCUUUCAAAAAAAAAAAAUUGGGGGAAAGCUGUAGGGCUACUGAAGUUAAACUUUUUUUAUGUACAGGAUGCCCAAAAAGUCUGAAACCAGUCAAUUGUCUGGAGAAAAGUUUAUUUAAUUAAAAAUUCAAAAUGGCAUUGGUUGCAUCAUCUGAAAGGGAAAUGUUUUCAAAAAUUGCAUUUUAUUGUACACCAUAUUUGAUCUUCAAACUGAGCCAAGGGUGGUAGAAAACUUCAAAAUCUUAAAUGAGUACCAUCAUUUUUUAUUGCAGAUGUGAAUUUUCCGGCAAAAAGUAUCCCAAUUUGAGUAACAGGAUGUUGCUUUAUAAUUCAUAGAUGGUGCUGUUAUCUCAAAAUAUAUUGGGUAAAAAAAUUUUAAUGAAGAUGCCUCGUGUCUGAUUGAAAAAUUUAAAUUGUGAUGUUAGAUGUUUUAAAAGCUAUCAAAUGAUUGCAAAUUUGACCUCCACGCCAAUACAGUCUCUUUCCUUUGGAGAAAACCCAGCUUUACUUAGGUAUUAUUGAGUUGAAAACCUUGUACACAUGUUUUCUUCAGAAAUUAGACUGUUUCCAUACUAUUUGAACACUGUAUAUAAUACUGUUUUACAGUAUUUAUUUUUUACGUGUGUAUUUUGUACUUUUCUCAUUCAUUGAUAAUUUUAAGUUAUUUCUACUGGCAAACCCCAACCAUUUUCGAAAUUGAUGUGGAGUAAUACUAAAUAGAAUUUAAUUGUUUAUGAAAAUAUAAUAGGACUGACAUAAUUUUUGUGAAUACAAAUUGUAAACUUUUUAUAUUGUAAAAACAAUGAUUUAUUGGAAUAAAAAUAAUGCAGCAUUUUA